Helianthus annuus (common sunflower) is the source of this 2999-nucleotide messenger RNA. RefSeq names its product protein GRIP. The transcript has 21 exons. Gene Ontology annotation, biological process: reciprocal meiotic recombination. Bases 442 to 2808 code for a protein of 788 amino acids. The record is from RefSeq and is a predicted model, not a curated record. Lineage: Eukaryota; Viridiplantae; Streptophyta; Magnoliopsida; Asterales; Asteraceae.
GUUCCAAACCGGAUCCGUUCAUCUUGUAUACUUCUGAGUCCAAAACUCGUGACUCGGGAGUAUACGUAAAACGAAAACCUUGUGCACUGAAGCUUCCCCAUUUUCACCAAAUGCGAAUCGUGAAAAAAACAUACGAUUCAUAGACUUCCGAAUCUCCACCCCUUUUUUCAUAAUUACGGUUUGAUUGAUUCACAGAGGGGGUGGCGGUAGUGUUUAGAUCCGUUAGGUAUUCAAUCAAUCACACAAUACAGAUCUUGAUCAACCAAAUCAGGCAUCCAAUUCGAAUUUCAAACUAUCAGUUGCUUCUGAUCUCGUGUAUCUAAUAGAACAGGAAUCAUUUGUUAGUGUUCGAAAUUCCGAAUAUAUGAUGCAGCCGGUAGAGUAGACACAGGGGUCACCGACUAAAAAAAUACAUCACAGUUUUCUAGAAACUACAAGACAAUGUCAGAUGGAGGAGGUGACAUUGACGGGAAAUCAGAAAAUCACGUUGAAGAUGUUGAACAACAAAACGAAAAGUCAAACAUGAGUCCUCAAAUGAUUGAAGAUCUAAACGAGAAUAAUAUAGUAUCGGAUGAUGAUCAGCUUAUGCAAAUGGUGGUAGAGCUCAAGUUUCAGAAUGAAUACUUGAAAUCUCGUUUUCAAGAACUGAAGAAUGCACACACAGAUUCAGCUGAUUCAAUCCAACAACCAAAAGAAAUUGACCAAAAUGGAACACGUGAAGAUUCAACAACGUUGCAUGAACAAAUCGAGUCUUUGAAUAGGGAACUUGCAAUAGAAAAGCAAACACGUGGUGCUGCAGAGGCAGCUCUCGAGCAUCUCCGAGAAGAAUAUACAGAGGCAGAUGCUAAGGCCCAAGAGCUUGCUGCUAAACUAGAAGAAGCUCAGAAGAAUCUUGAACAACAAAUAAAAGAGCGCGAUGAGAAAAACUCAGAACUUGAUUCCAAGUUGAACAGGCUUCACAAGCGAGCAAAACAAAGAAUUCAAGAGGUUCAAAAGGAGAAAGAUGAUCUUGAGGCUAAGUACCGUGAAGUCAAUGAAAAGUCAGAGCAAGCUUCAUCGCAGUUGUCAGCAUUGCAGCAAGAGCUUGAUCGCACACGCCAACAUGCUAAUGAGGCACUGAAAGCAAUUGAUACAGAGAGACAGCAAUUAAGAAGUGCAAACAAUCGACUUCGGGACAAUCUCGAAGAAUUGCGUCGUUCUUUGGAGCCCAAAGAGAAUGCUAUUGAGACAUUGCAACAGUCACUUCUAGAAAAAGAGCAGAUGCUAGAGAACAUGCGAGGGCUACUGCAAGCUGCAGAAGAAAAGAGACUAGCAUCACUGGCCGAACUUUCUUCAAAACAUCAACAGCAAAUAGCAAAUCUGGAAGCUCAACUUGCUGACUCAGCAGCAGACAGAACCAAAGCAACAGAAACAAUAUCUUCUCUGCAGAAAGUCGUUGCGGAAAAAGAGUCAAAAUUGGCAGAGAUGGAUGCGGCAUCUAGUGGUGAAGCAGCUAGACUUAAAGCUGCAAUGGAAACUAUUAAAGGAGAAAUUGUUCACCUGAAAAAUGAGCAUGAGAAUGAAAAGGAAAAAUGGGAAGCUGCCACCCAGGCGCUCAACAAAAAGCUGGAGAUUGCCGAGGAUAAGUGUAUACGUGCGGAAAUCGAAGCUGCCAAAAUGAAAAGUCAAAUGGAUCUAGAAAUUUCUUUGCAAAGUCAACGGUCAAACACAAAAGACGCUGAACUAAUUGCUGCCAAAGAGGAGAUCAAGCGUCUAGAAAGUGAAUUCGCUUCCUAUAAGUCUCGUGCUCAUGCACUUCUUCAGAGAAAGGAAGCUGAGCUGGCAUCUGCUAAAGAUAAUGAACAAGUUAAAGCUCUUGAAGAAGCACUAAAGGAGGCUGAAAAUGAAAUACUGAUGAUAACCGCUGAAAAAGACAAAACGCUACAAGAUCUCGAGAAUGCUUUAAAUCGUCAUGACAAAGAACUCAGUGCUAGAGACGAAGCUCUUAGUCUUGUUGAGCAACAAGUGAAGAACAUGGAAAUGAAGCUCUCUUCUGCAUUUUCUAGUCAUCAGUCCGAGAAAGAAUCUUGGGAAAAGAAUCUUCAAAAUGUGGAAGAAACUUGGCAGUUGAGAUUUCAGGCACUAAAGUCCGAACUUGAGGAACAAAAAUCAUCGCCUAGUGAAACUCUACAAAAAGAAGUACAAGAUCUCCAAACACGAUAUAAAAAAUUAAAGGAAGAACAUGAUUCGUUUCGUGAUCUUGCUGAUAAGUUAAUUGAAGAGAAGGACAUGGAGAUUACAAGGCUUACAGACAACAAUAAGAAUCUUCUUCGUUCAUUAUCGUCAAAACCAUCGGCGAAUAACAAUGAAAAUAGCCAAAAUAUGGGUGCAUCAAACUCAAAUACUUCUGUUGCAGAACAACAGAUAUUGAUUUUGGCUAGGCAACAAGCUCAAAGGGAGGAAGAGUUAGCUCAGUCACAACGGCAUAUUCUUGCGCUUCAAGAAGAACUUGAAGAGCUUGAACAUGAAAAUCGUCUUCACAGCCAGCAGGAAGCUAUGUUGAAGGAAGAGCUUCGAAAUAUGGAAAGAUCAAAAAAGAGGGAAGGAGUGGAUAUGACGUAUCUUAAAAACGUCAUAGUAAAGCUUCUCGAGACAGGUGAAGUCGGUGCUCUACUACCUGUUAUUGCGAUGCUCCUUCAGUUCAGUCCUGAUGAGAUGCAAAAGUGUCAAAAUGCUUAUCGCACUUUUGCCGAGGUUCCACCGACCCCAGGAGCGGGUGAGGCACCAAGUUCCGGGCUCUCGCUUCUUUCUCGGUUUUCCUUCUCCUAGGAAGUCUGAUGUCACCUGUGAUUCUUGUAUUCUUUUUGUAACAGUUGACUUUUUAAUGAACCAAAGUGUCAUUAUGAGAGGACAUUAUAUACAACAUAUAUGCAGAUUGCAGUCUUGAAGUUUUGUAUCCUGAAUUCAUCAUAGACAGUGGUGUAUAGAAGUUUGAUACAUUUAGCCUUUCUUUUCUUCCA